Molecule: messenger RNA, 683 nt
Organism: Mytilinidion resinicola
Lineage: Eukaryota; Fungi; Ascomycota; Dothideomycetes; Mytilinidiales; Mytilinidiaceae
Exons: 5
Coding region: 103-642 (179 amino acids)
Source: RefSeq, a predicted model, not a curated record
GACAUCCCGCCUUAAAGACCCUCGUUCGCGCAACCUCGCAACAUCACAAGUGACUCUCUCACCAUCUUCCUAUAAACACAACUCCUCUUCUCGUUAAUCACCAUGGACGUCUACUACUUCUACACCUUCAGCACAGCGGGAUGGAUGGCUCUACAGGCGGCGCCGCUCAUUAUAUCCCCAACUAUCAUAGUCACAAUGCUCUCCCCCGAAGUCAGGGAGCCAUCUAUCCUCGAAGUCUAUUUCUCCCGUAGUCUAGGCUUCUCCCUCAUCACCAUUGGCAUCCUCGCUGUUCUCCUUACGGGCUCCGUCCCUUUGAGCUCCCGCCUCACAGAAGCCGGCGGAACCACAACCGACCCCUCCGACCCCAAAGCGCCAUAUGCUGUCCCCACACUCAUGGUCACGCUCAUCUUCCACGCCACAAUCGCCUUUUAUACCUACGCCUUGUGGACGCAGACGGGCGUCACGUCGUUUGCCCUCGGGACUACGUUCAGUGCUUUCCUCGCUGUGGUCGGGGGCUGGGUUAUUCUAUUUGGAAGUAGUAGUGGGAGGAUCUCGAGGAAAACGGGGGCGGACAAGAGGACGAGUGGCUUCCCGUUCAAGAAUGCAGAAGCGUCGAAGAGGCACGUGAAGAAGGCGUUGUGAAAGCGAGAUAGGUAGGUAAUCGGUUAGCGGUGGAAUUGGAG